Diorhabda sublineata is the source of this 4420-nucleotide messenger RNA. It is a transcript of the gene SP555, whose product is annotated as SPRY domain-containing SOCS box protein 3. Lineage: Eukaryota; Metazoa; Arthropoda; Insecta; Coleoptera; Chrysomelidae. Gene Ontology annotation, cellular component: SCF ubiquitin ligase complex. The coding region runs from base 207 to 980 and encodes 257 amino acids. The transcript is spliced from 4 exons. The record is from RefSeq and is a predicted model, not a curated record. Gene Ontology annotation, biological process: proteasome-mediated ubiquitin-dependent protein catabolic process. Gene Ontology annotation, molecular function: protein binding.
UCGCCGCGACGUCAUCUACAAAAUACUUCAAUGAAAAUUGUUGUAUCGCCAGUAGAGUGAAGAAAAUAAAAACGGUGCUGCGAAUAAUAAUAAAAAUAAAUAUGACAAGUGUACAACCAAAUAAAAGUGAAAAAGAAUUCAUAAUUCAACGUGUGGAAGGUCUUCUUCAAGCAUGGAAUCCAGCGUCGGAAUAGCAUUCGGCCGAGAUGUCUUCUACCGCUGGAGAAGACGUCGAAGAUAUGGGAUCAGCGGAUCCGAAUCCACUUCGUAACGGUUGCGACGACAUCUGGACUUGGGAUAGAAGAGAAAAAAGCCCCGAAGUGAGACUACAUGGACCAGGCCUUCGUAUCGCUCAUUUUCAUCCCAAUUGGAGUAGUGGUACGGCUGGAGUGAGAGGCACCAAGGUACUUAACAACGGACGCUAUUUCUGGGAAUUACAUCUGUCGAGAAGAAUUUUCGGUACUAGUAUGAUGUUCGGAAUAGGUACAAAAAAGGCACGGCUGCACGCAGAUUCAUUCACCAAUCUUCUAGGAAAAGAUAACCAAGGUUGGGGGUUAUCCCACAAAGGUCUUCUAUGGCAUAGCGGUAGAUGGACACAUUACACCAAGCCUUUCCGAGAGAACGUUCCCACGAAAAUAGGUAUUCUCUUUGAUGGUAUAGCAGGCACGGUAACUUAUUAUAAAGACGAAAAAUGCCUCGGUAUCGCCUUCAGAGGUCUAAACGAAAUAAAAGAACCGCUUUACCCGGUAAUUUGUUCAACGGCAGCAAAGACUGAAAUGCUUCUAGAUUCUAUGAAACGGGACUUUGUCAAUCUACAAGAUCGAUGUAGAGCUGUUAUAAUUAAGCGAGUUAAGAAUAAAGAAGAUUUGGAAAAAUUAUUUUUACCACCGCAGGUCAGACGAUAUCUUUCUGAAGGUAUUCCAGAGAUUGCGCAACCGUUCAAACCAGUUAAUAUAAAUAAGGAAGAUACUGAUCUUUAAUUUUAUUUCCCAUUGACGAUUUAGUUAAUUUAACGACUGUAAUUUAUCUUUUUCAUUCGACGAUAGCCUUUUAUUAACACCAAAAAUGAGUUUCCUUUCCCAAAUACUGCACCUUUGGUUGAUGGUUCGCCGUUCAAAAAUGUCAAUGAGUCGAUCGAUUUUGUCUAAUUUCCGAUGGGAACCCUUCAGGAGAUAUUUUGUGAAAAUUAGAUUUGUCUUAACUAAUUAAUGGUGAUUCGGGGAAUCAAAAUUUGAUAUCACUGAUGAUAAUCAGUAAAAUCGUCGAUUAACACAACUGCCGUAUUCCUCAUACACCCAUUUGAUAGCUCAAAUUAUGGAAGGAGCCUUCACGUGGUUUUUCGGUGACUUCCAAUGUGAUUUUGGAAUCUAUUUCGUUGAAGCCCGGGUUUAUUCGCCAAAAUUGAGCCCUACAGGAACCAUUUUAUAAAAAAUGAUGCAAGAGAAGAUUUUGGAAUGCGAUUGAGUGAUCUAAUCUGCAUAAUUCGAGUUAACAACGUAAUGUUUUUCUUUAGAAAGCGUUUCUUCAAUGAGCUGCAAUUCCUGAACCUUCAUUAAUAUUUAUACUGAAUCACUACUACACCGGCGAUUCCCAAUGUGGUGCAGGUGUUAUCCAGGAGGCUCUUCAAUAGAAGUUUUCUUGAAUUUCCAUAGUCAGAUCUCACAAUUGUAUUGUCUAACGAACUUUUCGAUAACCAAGUUUUCAUCUUCAGUGGUAGCAGUGUGUUAAGUGUCUUGUUUAUGAUUAUAAUGGGAUUAUCGACGUUGUUUUUGCUCUAAAUGAAAAAAAAGUAGAGGGCGGUAUUUUUUUUGAAACCCGGAUUGAAAUUCCAGGUUCAAACUAUUUUCUUUGCACGUUUUGGUGCUUCUAAUUUUGUUACCGAUGUAGAACCUUUGGCUGUCUUGCUUCUUUUUCCAAUUUUGAUUUAUUUUUAACUCAAAUGACAUCAUUUUCGUCGAAUGAAUCUGGGUAUCGAGGAAAUAGACUUUCUAAACUUAAAAAUUAGAAGUUAGAAUAGACUACGCUCAGGGGUGUCAUCAAAUAGUCAAUUUUUAGUCGGCACCAAUAGUAUCUUGAAAUAUGAAGGCGCUCAGGAAGCCUAAUUUGUGUCUUCUGUGAUAUCUUCAACAAUUUCCAUACCAUCGUUUGCUUGUUCUUUCACAAUGAAAAAUUUCCGGCCAGUUUGGAUGUGUGUACCAUGACGAAAAACAGAGAUGCUUCAUAAGUCUCAAUAAGAAGACUCAAAAUAACAUAAUAGUAAAGUUUACAAGACGAGAUGGAUCUAUGGGGUGUGUACAGCCAUAGAUAAAACAGUAAAGGGUUCGAGCUGUUUUUUUUUUUCAUAGUACAUAUCGUCAAAAUGAAAAAAAUCUUGAAGCCAACUACUCCUACAAUCUUUUUCCAUAACUAUUUGAUGAUUUGUGGAUUCAGUAUAUAUCUUUCUCAUACUAUUAAAAUAAUUUUGUUCCUUUGGGGGUUUUAAUAUUUGAGUUUAUAUUCAAUUUGGAAACACUCAAUAUUGUAGUGAUGUAAAAGGCUAUCUAAGUUGUACUUGUUUUUGUCAAAUAUGUUUAUGCAAUGAUAUUAUCGUAUUAAGGUUAUUUUUUGUGUUAUAUUUGAAGGCUUUCGUAUAAAAAACCAUGAAUGUUGAAGAAAUUGUUUUUAGAGAAAAACGAGACUAAGGGAUGCUGAUGUAUUUAGGAACUUAAGAUAAAUCGUAUCAGAACAUUCGAUUUUCAGUCAAAACAGAACAUACUUGUUAUUGUUUUCACAAUUUUUAAUACCUUGACUACCAAUAACCAUCGUUUCCUUCUUUCGUCUUCUGUUGUGGCCUUCUCAAUGUAAGGAAUGAUCUUAAAACAUUAUCCUCAGACCAGAAGCCCCAAAAACUUGCAUUUGAAUAGCAAAUAUUGACCUAGUGCGUUUUUCAGUUGUCUUUAAUGGAAGAUUUGUUCACAAACUUUCGAAUCCUUUAUUGAAUUCGUAGUUUGUGCUAUUAAAAUGAGAUAAUAUCUGUAUCUGCUGUAAACACUGUUUAAUUUGAUCCUACGCCGUAUAUUUAAAUUGGAAUAUUUGUAAUUAUUGUUGAUAUCCAUACUGAAUACCAGCACUCACUAUAAAACUGUCUGAUACGUAAUAAUUGUGAGUGUUGGAGUAGUGGUAGUGUGAUUCGGAUCGUGUGAUAGGCCCUUUAUAUUUAAUGCGAGAAAUUGAUUUCGUUUUGUAUAGAUGGUUUUAAAAAUAGUGAAGACUUCCUUGAAUAUUGAAAUUUUUGUCCUAUGAGUGGAUGAGAUGGUCCCAAAAGUACCUAACCCAACAAAGAAAACACAAAAAUUUUGGUAAAAUAUAUAUAUACACUUUUCCCAUUGAUUUUCGAUAAGUUCGAUACUCUUUUUAUAAUAAGAAUCGUCAAGCUCCUCAAAAUAGUCAUUAACUACCGAAAUCACCUCUCCAUUUGACCACCGAACUAUUUAUUCAAGUCUAGGUACAGAAAAUAAUCCGAGGGAAACAAAUCCGGCGAAUAGGGUGCAUGAUGUAGCAAUUUAAACUUUAAUUCAUUAAUUUUGGUCGUGCUGGUCUUCACAGGUCGUACGUCCUCGUUUAAAUUUAUCUAACCUAACCUAACCAAUAUUUUAUUGUUGUUUACAAAUUCACUGAUAGCUAACAAACAAAUUAUAAACAACGUGACGUCUUCAAACUGUAUAGAAUGUGUUCUUUCUAAUAUAUUGUUAUAUUUCAAGCAACUACCGCCAUCUCUAGGUCAAUUCAGUCAAUGUCUGGGACCAUCAUCGUUUAUUCAAUUAUUAAUUUUAAACUGAAAUAUUUCUUAUACAUUUUAAGAAAUGAUAUUUAUUUGUAAUAUGAAGAAUAUAUUAUUCUAAUUAUUAUUAUUUCAUCAACAAACGAUAUUUGUAUAAACUCUGAACAGGAAAUAACAGCCAGUGGUGAAAUGUUACCUUAACCUCACAUUUGUAAAAUACUAUCUAAUAUAUAAAAUUUGUGUGCCGCCCUGUAUUUAUAUAAUUAUAGGAUGGUUAAACAUGAUUCAAUUUUAAGAUACUUGUACUUACAUUUGCACAAAGUGUGUAUUUUUGGCCAAUUUGUGCAAUAGAAAUUGUAAAUAGAAUAUUUGAUGUCUGAUACGUCUAAAGCUAAAUAAAUUAAGUCUUUUAACAUAAUAUUAUCAAUCAUAUAAACUUUAUAUAACAAGGCAAACUUUUAAUUUAUAUUCUUUGAUUUAAUUUGAGAAAAUAUUGAUUUUUGUUCACCCAGUACACGAUUAUCUAUGGAUAAUAUCUUUUGAGCUAAAUUAAACGUAUUAGAAUCAAUUGAAAAUUGUUUAAACUCACAUUGUAUAUAGAAAUUUUAGUUGGAAUGGAUUGUGAAAUAUAUAUAUAUAUAUAUAUAUAUAUAUAUAUAU